AUGCCACUUUCCCAUCCCAUCCUCAUCAUCGGGGCCGGGCUCUCAGGCCUCACAACUGCCCGCCUCCUUACCAAUGCUGGGAUCCCCUGUAUUGUCUUCGAGGCCUCCCCUCCCUCCCGCAGCCAGGGUUACGCCAUCUCUCUCCGCGACUGGGGCUUCAAUUCCCUCAUCGCAGCGCUGGGAAACCUACCACUGUCCAGUCUAACAAGAGCCGUAGCCCCAGACCGACACAUUGGCGGCUGGGGCUGGCUCGACCAAUCCUGGCGAAAUAACCAAACGGGCUCAAUCAUCCUCAUGCCGCCGCGCGAGCCCAAAGAGAAGCCGACAAUUCUUCGGGCGAACAGAAAUGCACUCCGGACGUGGAUCGCAGACUGCGGCGAGGAAGAGGUGGACGUUCGAUACGGACACCAACUUACAAACGUCACUCUCCCCAAGAGCCCUGAUGACGAUAAUGAUAACGGUGGUAGUGGAAACGGAGACAUCGUUGUCGAAUUCUCAAACGGCGCACAAUACCACGGCUCCCUCCUCAUAGCCGCCGACGGCGUGCACUCCACCGUCCGCUCUUUGAUAUUGCCAUCCAUAACGCCCGAAAUCGUGCCCGUGCUCGUCUACCACGGGGACUUCAAGCUCAGCCGCGACGAGUACGAGGCCAUAAUCCGGCCACACAGCGGGGAGUCCACGAUUGUAGCGGGAGUGGGGGACGGCUUCAACACGCCGCUAACGGUAUGCAAUAUCACGAACACAACGGUGCACAUGGACUGGACGUACUCGCGGCCUAGUAUCCCGGACAACGACCCGCUGUACAGCCCGAACAUCACGUCCGAGGAGGCGAAAGUCAUCCCCGAGGCGCUGGUUCAGGAGAUUAAUGAGAGGAAGCUGGGUGAGCCGUGGUCGCUUUUCUUGAAUGGGGAGACGAUGAGGGGGCAUCGGGUAUUUAAUUGGCUGACGAGGUGUGUGACAAUGGAGAGGGGAGAUGUGGAUUCUGUCGCGAAGAAAGGGGUUGUGUUUGUUGGAGAUUCGUGGCAUGCGAUGCCUAUAUUUGGGGGGGAGGGAGGGAACCAUGCGAUUCUUGAUGGGGUUGAGCUGGCGAGGAUUUUGGGGGGCUUGAUGGGUAAGGAGGGAGGGGAUGUACGAGAGGCAAUUGGGGCUUAUUAUGAUAAGGCUUGGAGACGGUGUCAGGAUGCUGUGAGGAGGUCGAAGCAGAGGUUUUAUCAGCUGCAUCGUCCGAUCAGCGAGUGGGAGGAAAUUGCAGAGAAGCAAAAGCGGGCGUAG
Messenger RNA from Aspergillus versicolor CBS 583.65, 1272 nucleotides. RefSeq names its product FAD-dependent oxidoreductase. The transcript has a single exon. Lineage: Eukaryota; Fungi; Ascomycota; Eurotiomycetes; Eurotiales; Aspergillaceae. Bases 1 to 1272 code for a protein of 423 amino acids. The record is from RefSeq and is a predicted model, not a curated record. Gene Ontology annotation, molecular function: FAD binding.